Molecule: messenger RNA, 2148 nt
Organism: Anopheles coustani
Lineage: Eukaryota; Metazoa; Arthropoda; Insecta; Diptera; Culicidae
Gene: dgt3
Product: augmin complex subunit dgt3
Exons: 7
Coding region: 58-1797 (579 amino acids)
Source: RefSeq, a predicted model, not a curated record
UGCAACGGAAGAAAAAGGCUUGUUUGUAUCAGAAAACCAGUCGAAACGUUUACCGGCAUGGAGGAUUCUAGUAAGGUGGUGGAAACGUUGAAAAAGGUUGGCGAAUUCGACGUGCGUCGCCUGUGGUUCAUCCACGACGAAGCGUACCGUGAGUUUUUCGAGUGGUUUAUCAAAAUCGACGACGUAAAUAUAGUCACGGAUUCGCUGCUAAAAGAUUACGAUGAGCUACAGCGAAAUGGGACCGUGCAGAAUGAAGCAGAUCUUGAUGCACAGCUGUUAGAGUUGAACGAGGAGUAUGAAAACAUUCUCGAGUACACCGAUGGCGAUUUGGCGACACUGGAGCAGCAGUUGGAGCAACUGGUGGAAAUUGAAGAACAGUAUGAAAAGCUUCUCAAUGGUGCCAAGAAAACGGAUAUAGUUCUAACGAAAGAGUUAUCCGAGCUGGAACGGAAGACGAUGGAUGGCGAGUACGUGCUGGAGAAGCUUGUUUCCAGUUCUGCUGCAAUGGCCAAGCAGCUGGAAGAUAAACAGUCUGCAACGCAGCAACAGAUUGUCGAUUUACACCAUUGCUAUCUCCAGCGGCAAAAUCCUCCCCUGUUUAUCUAUCAAAUGCCCAUAGAGCAGUUCAACGACAAAUGCGACCAAUUUCUUAAGUAUCUAGAGAUGUACGUCAACAAGCAUUUCACUGUAAAGCGUUUGGAUAGCUCGAAAUCGACCGACGAUAUGGACAAUCAGCAGGUUAUUGAGGAGUUGGAAGUCAUCAAAUUACGGCUCGAUACCGAAGAGAUGAAGCUGCUCGACGUAAAGCGGGAGUUUGCCGGAGUGAAAAGACUUGUCGAGCGAUUACAACACCACAGCUGGUUGCCAAUGAAGCUGUCUGGAUUGAAGAAGCAGUACGCUGAGCUAAAAAGCAGCAACGACCGGGAUCUGCUGCGGAUGGACCUGCUUAAACACGAGCUCGAUACGCUGAUCAAGGGGGUGAAUGAAUUGAAAAUCGAAUCGGUGCUGUAUGAAAACAACCGUACAAAGCUGGACCGCGCUGUUAGCCGGCUCGAGUACAUCCAGCGGAUGGCCGAAAACAUCUCCAAGGAGCUAAUGAAUGCGGAAUUGUUGUGGAUUCUGAUGCAGCUGGACCUCGAGAAGAUACGCGAUCGGUUCGACAAUGCGGACGAAGUAAACGGUGAAUCGAUGAGGUGCUUCAAGCGUAUCGAUACCAUGAAGCAGGUGGAGAAAAAUUCCACCCGAGCGGAAGCGUUUGCUGAGUUUUUGGCGCAACUUACCGCACUGAUUGCUGAAAAGCAGAGUAGAACUGAAAAUAACACGAAUGGAGCAUUAAAAUGGUGCCUGCAGCACUUUGCCGGGUUACAAAAACGACUGUCGAAGCAAUGCGAAUCAGUGGCGAAUGGGAAAUAUCAUAAAAAAGCUGCUAAAUUGCUGGACCAUUUAAAUAAUCAAGAGAAAUUGCUCAUCCGCUUUGUGUUUGAUGGUCCACUGAAUUACCCUCAGUUCUUCGAUCAAGUGUACUUGCAGCGUGUUCAGAAGCUUAACUACAUUUUAAACGAGCUGGAUCGAGAUGCUCGGAAUUUACGCAAAGACUAUGCACAAAAUAUCGAACAACGGAAGCAAAAUCAAAAGUUUUGGUUCUUUAAUCAGCGGCUGUGGAUAUGGUUCAUGACGGAGCCGAAAAAGGUUGUGGCUGCGAUCAACGAUAUUAAAUCCGAGGCAUCGAAAACCUCCACCUACAAGGGUGUAUCGGGCAUCAAGUGCAAGAUGAUGGGAGACGAAAUGAAGUAUUAGCGAUGGUAAGGCACACUUCAUCCUUUUCCUGCAUGCUCUUCCGAUGCUGGCCUGAAUGAGCUGAAGUGUUAACUGUAAGCAAAGUAUUAUGUGGCCUUACGAACUGGGUGGACAAUCACGUGCUGGAAAUAGUAAUGAAAAUCAUUUGAAAGUACGAUAACUUCAUUCAGCUUUCUGAAUUAAUCUAUAUGCCAGUUGCAGUAGGAUAGGUCAAUGUGAUGAAAACAUGUCAAUUUAAUCAUCAUCGUACACUCAAUAAAAUAUGUUGUAGUUAAUUCGUAGAAAAUAUACUAAAUUGUUCAGUGUUUUAUAGACAAUGUUUUUAAUCAAAAAUAUCAAUUCAAUCUCAAC